This is a messenger RNA of Lasiosphaeria miniovina, 981 nucleotides long. RefSeq names its product ZIP zinc transporter-domain-containing protein. The coding region runs from base 1 to 981 and encodes 326 amino acids. The record is from RefSeq and is a predicted model, not a curated record. Gene Ontology annotation, biological process: zinc ion import across plasma membrane. The transcript has a single exon. Gene Ontology annotation, cellular component: plasma membrane. Lineage: Eukaryota; Fungi; Ascomycota; Sordariomycetes; Sordariales; Lasiosphaeriaceae. Gene Ontology annotation, molecular function: high-affinity zinc transmembrane transporter activity.
AUGUCAGGAUCUGCGGCUCAGGCCGUCCCGGCUAUUGCCAACUUGGACACGGACAAUGUUCGUGACAUCAUCUGCUACAUGAACUCGCGCCGGAACGUCGACACGACUCCUCAAAAUGAGGUCGUGCAGUUCGUUGCCAUGUUCUUCUUCAUCAUCCUGUCUACUCUGUCCUUCGCCUUCCCCAUCAUCCCCCCGGCCAAGUUGCCUUUCAAGGUCCCUGGCCAUGUUUAUGACUUCUUCCGCUUCUUUGGCGGCGGUGUUCUGAUUGCCACGGCUUUCGUUCACCUGCUCGACUCGGCUUACGAGUCGAUUGGUCCGAAUACCUGUGUCGGCAUGUCCUAUGGCUGGGCUGAGUUCUCUUGGCCUCCGGCUAUUGCCAUGACUUCGGCUCUGCUCUUCUUCAUGUUCGAGGUUUCUACUGAGCUCUGGGCUAAGGCUGUUACUCUAACCGAUGCUGAGAAGGCUCAGUACACUAUUCCAUCGACUGCUCGGGCUUUGUGGGCUCAGUUCACAUCGUUCUUAGUCUUUGAGAUUACUAUUAUCAUGCACGCGGUCGUUAUUGGACUAAACAUGAGCACUGUUUCGGAGAAGUCGAUGAUGUACUUUGCAUUCGUCUUCUUCACCAUCUUCGAGGGGCUUAGUCUCGGGGCUCGGCUUAAUGCCGUCCAGCUCCCCAAGAGCAUGGCUUGGGCUUGGAUCCCUUGCGUUCUUUGCCUUUUCUACAGCUUUGCUACCCCCAUCGCCAUGACUGUUGGCAUCGCUCAGGGUUACGACCGCCAUGCUUUUCACCCCUCGGUGGCCUCGGGUGUGCUCGACUCCAUCUCUGCGGGCAUCAUGCUCUAUGUGAGCUUUGUUGAUGUUCUUGCUAGAGACUUCAUGUUCAACACUGAUCGCCCUCGCAGCACUCUUGGUCUUGGCCUCAUGCUUGGGGAUCUGUUCAUGGGUGUUAUUCUCAUGGCUAUCAUGGGUAAGUGGAAGUAG